Rotaria sp. Silwood2 is the source of this 1599-nucleotide messenger RNA. The record is from the annotation of a GenBank genome assembly. Lineage: Eukaryota; Metazoa; Rotifera; Eurotatoria; Philodinida; Philodinidae.
CGAUAUGUCUUAUUCUCAUAAUGAUAUUAUAGAAUUUAUUUGUGUUAUCUUCUAAUAUUUUGAGACAAAUUCAUAUAUCGAACUAUAAUGAAAAAUGUUUCUGAUAAUUAGUGAAUAUAUUAGAAAUACGUAUCAAUUAAAAUAUGAAAAUUAAUAUAAUAAUGUUAACUUAACUGUUAUAGAUUUAUUGUUAUUAUUUGAAAAAUUUUCUAUCUUAAAUAAUAAAUUUUAACUGAAAAUAAAUGAAUGAAUGAAUGAAUUUAUUUAAUUGAUCAAUGAAAAAAUAAAUCUUCCGAUAAACUAUUAUUUUAUGUUCAACAGACAUAUUGUUAUCAUAAAGAUAAUUAUAGAAUUUAUUUUAAAAGAAUAAAUAAAACAUUUGAAUAAAUCUUCUUAUUUAUUUAAAUAUAGUUAAGAUUAAAAAGAUGAAAAUCGAUCGAGAUCAAAUAUAUUGAUUACAAUUAUUAAAUAUAUUUUCAGUUAUACACAUUGAAUUUUUGAUAAAGAACAGUAGAAUUUUGUCUACGGAUAAUUUUAUUAUUUGAAAUAACCAUUUAAUAUAUAGUUUUUAUUCAUUUCUAUAUAAAAUUAAUUUAAAAUAAUCAUAUAUAUAUGAUUAGUGAUAAAUGAAUAAAUAUUUGUUUAUAAAUUUGAAUAGAAUUAGAAUUUAAAUUUUUGUAAAAGAUUUUUAUUUUUAUUUUUUUUGUUAAUAUUUAGUGGGAAGAUAAAAUGAAUUUAAAUUGUCCUGAAUUAGUCAAAGAAUUUGAAGAAAAUUUAAAAAAGAAAAAUAAUGAAAAAAAAUCAAUACGAAAAAGUGAAACGAAGGCAAAAAAAAAUUCAACAAAUAAAACAAAAAAAGCUAAAUUAGAUGAAACUGGUCAAGAUGAUCAAUUCGAUGAAGAACCAUCUAUAAAUCAAGAUAAUCAUCUUGAUUCAAAUCAAUCUAAUAAUAAUGAUGAUGAUAAUGAUAAUGAUAAUGAUAAUGAUAAUCAUCAUAUAAAUGGUACAUAUCAUUCUCCUAUAUCAAAUGAUAAUCAAACAUCAAAUAAAUCUCGUAUUAGAUCAACUUCUAAAAGUGAAAGUAUAAAUGAUGAUAAAAAUGAAGAAAAUUCUAAAUGUGAUGAUAAAAUAAAUGGUGAAGAUAAUAAAAUAAAUGAUGAAGAUGAUAAAAAUAAUAAUAGUAUUGAAUUAAUAAAUAAAUGUUCACCAAUAAAAGAAAAUAAUUUAAAUGAACAAUCAAAUGAACCAUCUGUUAAUCUUCGUCUUCGUAUAACACCAACAUCAGCAUCAUCAAUAUCAUUAACACUUAAUGAUAGUGAUAAUAAUAAUAAUACAAAUGAUAAAUCAAUUAUUGAUAAUUCAAUUAUAAUUAGUAAUGAUCAAGAUCAAGAUCAAGAUCAUGAUCAACCAGAAAUAAUAAAUGAUGAUGAAGAAUUUAUUGAAAAAAUUGAAGGAGUUAAAAAUGAUCAAGAUGGAAUUUCAUUUCGAAUUAAAUUAAUUGGACAAAAUGAUACACAAUGGAUAUCAGCGAAAAUUGCUAAUAGAAAAUAUCCCCAAGCUGUUAUUGCUUUUUGGGAAAGUCAUGUAGAAUUUACAUAA